Messenger RNA from Closterium sp. Naga37s-1, 2025 nucleotides. Lineage: Eukaryota; Viridiplantae; Streptophyta; Zygnematophyceae; Desmidiales; Closteriaceae. The record is from the annotation of a GenBank genome assembly.
AUGGCCAGCAAGAGGCUCCUGGCCCACGUGCUCUCCUUCUCCGCCCACCACCCCAUCGAUCUGGUCUACAACGAGCUACACCCGCAGUGGAUCAAGAGCGUCGAAUCCUUCCUGCGCUGGCGCCCCCGUCUCAAGUCCCUCGCGCUCACCUUCACGCACAUCCAGCAGAUCAACACCCUUUGCUCGCCACGCACACGGACCUUCGCCUCCCUCACCUCCCUCAGUCUCAAGCUCCGCGGCUGUGUCGACAAAUCUUACAUGUUUGACGACGUUGAGAAGGAUGAUGAGGACGAAGUGGAGGAGAAUAACUGGAAAUGGGGCUUAAACUGCUCGAAUCUGCAGCGGGUGAAGCUGGGUCGGGGCAAGUGGGACCUCGAGACUGUGGGGUUCGAGUCGCUGCGCAGCUUGACUCUCAAACACGUGGACUGGGAAUACGUGGAUGUUGAGUAUCUAGGCACGCUCACACCGCAACUCACGGAGCUCACGCUCUAUCAUAGCUGGGAUUUGGACCGGCUGUCCUCAGGUCCCGGUGGUGGCGGCACAUUCACUUUCGACUUAUCGAAAGCUGAAGCCGUCCGCUUUUACUUCCCUCUGAGCAACCUCACGCUCGCCCUCACCCUCUCUCCCUCGCUCAAGACCUUCUCAGCGAUGGGUCAUCAUCUCGUGUUCUCGUGCACGAGCACCGAACCUCUUGCCCUCCACCAGCUGUCGCUAUACGGCCAGCAGCGGCUUGUCAUUUCCUCCCUCCACCUUGCCUCUGCACGAGUGGCCUAUCUCAACGGCCCUCCCAAAGACCUGCACUCACGCGGUGACGACCCCUCUUCCUUCCUGGACUCCCCUGUAUUGUCCCCUGGAAUUUCACCUGAACGUUCCCCUGACAGGCAGGGCUCAGACCGCCGCAGCUCUGCUGAGUUCUCCUGGGUUGAAUGGCUGCGCACUAUAGCGCCAACAGUGGAGGUGCUUAUAGUGAGGCAUGGUGUGCCUGUAGAGGGGGUUGACGCGGAGUGGAGCAGCCUGCGCAGCCUUGGGAUUGUCAUGGAGAGAGAGGAGCGGUUUGAGGUGGAUUUGAAGGUUGAGAAGCGUCGGGAUGACGGUGAGAGGGAGGUUACAGUGGAGGAAAUUCAGGAGCGCAAUGGGAAGCUUUUGCAGGGGCAUUGGCAGAAGCAGAGGCUUUUGCUGCAGCAGCGGCAGCAGCAACUUCUUUCGCAGAAGCAGGAUUUGCAGGAGGGGCAGCAGUGGCUGCGGCAGCAGCAGCAGCAGCAGCAGCAGCAGCAGCAGCAGCAGCAGCAGCAGCAGCAGCAGCAGCAGCAGCAGCAGCAGCAGCAGCAGCAGCAGCAGCAGCAGCAGCAGCAGCAGCAGCAGCAGCAGCAGCAGCAGCAGCCGCCUCAGCCCCAGCAGCCGCAGCAGCCACAGCAGCAGCGGCAGCGGCAGCGGCAGCAGCCGCAGCAGCAGCGGCAGCAGCAGCGGCAGCGGCAGCAGCAGCAGCCGCAGCAGCAGCUGGUGCAGCAACAUAUGCAGCAGCAGCAGCUUUUACGGCUGCAGCACCAGCAGCAGCGCCAGGAGCAGCAGCUUUUACGGCAGCAACAGCAGCUUAUGCAGGAGCAGCGGCAGCAGGAGGAGGAGGAAGAGGAGGAGCAGAAGAAGCAACAGCAAGAAGUAAGACCUUUGUUUAUCUUGGCUCCAAACCUGCGAGCAAUCUUCUUCCCCACCAGCGCAUGGGAGGAGCAAACCCUCGCUUCCCUCCGCGAAUUCUGUCCCUCUCUCGCCCUGUACUGCAUCUCACGUCGCUCAUUCUACUGGGAGAAGCAGGGAAGAGAGUUGCCUGAGACCCCUGUGGUGCAUGUGAGGGAGGCGAGAAGCGGGGUGCCACGUGCUUGCUUUGCGGAGAAGCGGCCGAAGAACGUGCGGGAGAAGAUGCACAGUGUGAAUAGGGAGCUGGUGAAUGAGUACAGUGUUGAUGUGGAUGAGGCGUAUAUGUUUAAGUACAAAGGCAGGAUGUGGCAGACAUAUUGGGGUGAUGUUUGA